Messenger RNA from Punctularia strigosozonata HHB-11173 SS5, 1012 nucleotides. RefSeq names its product SGNH hydrolase. The coding region runs from base 63 to 851 and encodes 262 amino acids. The transcript has 7 exons. The record is from RefSeq and is a predicted model, not a curated record. NCBI's taxonomy places the organism in Eukaryota, Fungi, Basidiomycota, Agaricomycetes, Corticiales, Punctulariaceae.
CUUGCCGUACUUAACUGGUGUCUAGAAGUUGAUUCGCCUUCUUGUAUCCGAUUCCAUCGAAAAUGGACCAAAUCUGGUUGCUUGGCGACUCGCUUACGCAAGGCGGAUAUGAGCCUGAACAGCACGGCUUCGUUGCCCGACUCUCUCAUGUGUACAAUCGCAAGUUUGACGUCGUAAACCGAGGAUUUUCUGGGUAUACUACCAGAUGGAUACUCCCUGUGUUCAAACAGGUUUGGCCGCUGGCGACGGUCUCUCGCCCAAAGAUACAUAUAUUGGGCAUCUGGUUCGGUGCGAAUGAUGCUGCGCUACGACCGCCGCAGCACGUGCCUCUUCCCGAAUUUAUGGCAAACCUCAAAGAAUUAGCGACGAUGGUGAAAGAUCCAGAAAGCGAAUACUACUCACCCGAUACUCAUGUCCUGUUCAUUACGCCGCCACCGGUCAACACGCAUCAGCGCUUUGCCGAUUUGAGCACGCGGGGACCUGCAAAGGAGCUCGAUAGAAGCUUCGAACAGACCAAGACAUACGCAAAGGCCGUAAAGGAGGUCGGAUAUUCGCUGCAGGCUCCUGUUGUAGACGUAUGGACCGAACUAUGGAACGCAGCCGGCCAGAAGGAAGAGGCACUAUCAGCGUAUCUUACCGACGGUUUGCACCUGAACGGCGCUGGAUACGACAUUCUUUACAAACUUAUCUUAGACACCAUCGGAUCUGAGUUAACAAGAUAUCACCCAGAUCGACUACAGAUGGUUUUUGCUCCGUACGUAUCGUGUGAUCCCUCUUGUCCUGAUUUUAUGUUGACGAUCGUGUGGGUAGGUGGAGUGAGAUUGACCCUGAUGACCUGGAAAGAUCUCUGAAAGCGCGAAGUCCCUUCCCGGAGUCCGAAUAGGAAGGAUGAUGCAUCGACAUUGACUGGCGAGCAUUUUUCUCGGCAGUCGCAGACCUGUUUUCCUUGUAUGGGCAUCCAGUGCCGGUUGAAUUUACAUGAGGCAUGAUACAAUGUACAACGAAGAUUAAC